Desarmillaria tabescens is the source of this 2721-nucleotide messenger RNA. Its product is annotated as cortical actin cytoskeleton protein asp1. Lineage: Eukaryota; Fungi; Basidiomycota; Agaricomycetes; Agaricales; Physalacriaceae. The record is from RefSeq and is a predicted model, not a curated record. Gene Ontology annotation, molecular function: diphosphoinositol pentakisphosphate kinase activity; 5-diphosphoinositol pentakisphosphate 1-kinase activity; metal ion binding. Gene Ontology annotation, cellular component: cytosol. The transcript is spliced from 17 exons. The coding region runs from base 1 to 2721 and encodes 906 amino acids. Gene Ontology annotation, biological process: inositol phosphate biosynthetic process; inositol metabolic process.
AUGGAUGUCAAGGCCAGGUCGAAGGCAAUGCGUGAAAUCCUUAUUCGACUCGUGAAAGUUUUUGGUGACAAAGUCAUAUUAGACGAGGAUGUCGAAAAUUGGCCUAGAUGUGACAUACUGAUUUCCUUUUUUUCCACGGAUUUCCCUCUUGACAAAGCGAUAUCUUACGUCAAACUUCGAAAUCCGUUCUGUAUCAAUGAUCUUGCUCCUCAGGCUUUACUUUGGGACCGUCGGUUAGUUGGCGCAGUACUUGAUCAUCUCAAAGUACCAACUCCAUCUCGCCUUGAGGUCUCCCGAGAUGGUGGCCCAAAGAUCGAUCCCGAGCUAAUCAGCUUGAUGAAACAACGUCAUGGCAUCACGCUUGGAGACUAUCAAGUCACUCCAGAAGUCACACUUCGAGAAGAUGGUGAUGCUAUCAUCAUAGAUGGUAAAGUACUGGAAAAGCCGUUUGUCGAGAAACCUGUGAGUGGAGAGGACCAUAACGUCUAUAUCUACUUCAAGGGAGGCGGCGGACGCCGACUAUUUAGAAAGGUUGGUAACAAAUCCAGCGACUUGGACCCGACGUUAAAUCAUCCUCGAACGGACGGUUCUUAUAUCUACGAGAAAUUUAUCGAUGUCGACAACUCCGAAGAUAUCAAGGUAUACACCGUCGGAAAGGAGUACACGCACGCCGAAACUCGCAAAUCCCCCGUCGUCGAUGGAGUUGUUCGACGGAACACAGAAGGGAAAGAGAUCCGCUUUAUCACGACACUUACUGAAGAAGAGAAGGCUUGGGCCACCAAGAUUUGUGAAGGAUUUGGCCAACGCGUCUGUGGUUUCGACAUGCUCCGCUGUGACAACGGGAAGACAAGUCGUGUCAUCGACGUCAACGGCUGGAGUUUUGUCAAAGGGAAUAACACAUAUUACGAUAAGGCUGCGGAUAUUCUUGCAGCUCUAUGUAUGCGACUAUCUUCAUCACCUGAUCGCGCUCUUCCCGGGGGCGAGAACACGUCUGUGGAAACUCCGACUUGGCUACUGAAGGCGAACGUGACCGUGUAUAGACAUGCCGAUCGUACACCGAAACAGAAACUUAAAUUCAAUUUCCCGAUUGGCGAGCCUUGGACACAACCUUUCGUCACACUUCUGAAUGGAGAGAAGGAAGAAAUUAUUCUUCGGGAGAAAGACCAGCUCAACCUGAUUGCUACCGCUGUUGAGAAAGCCAAGAGACUGGGGGCAGACGGCGAAGAACUAACUAAAUUAACACAGUUGAACAACGCCCUCUUCAGCAAGAUUAAUUUACCUGGAACAAAAGCCCAGCUCAAACCAGUGUACUCCAAACGUCAGGCGGGACAUGUACGAAGACUAACGAAAUUGACGUUGGUAUUCAAAUGGGGCGGGGAGUUCACACACUCUGCUCGCUAUCAAUCGAGAGAUUUGGGCGAGAAUAUGAAGAAGGAUAUUUCCAUCAUGAACAAAGAAGUCUUACAAAACGUAAAGAUCUUCACGUCAUCCGAACGGCGUGUCAUUGCUUCAGCGGAAAUUUUUGCGGCUUCUCUUUAUGACACCCAAUCACCUUCUUACACCAUGAACACCUCUUCCAACUCCAGCUCGCGGUCGUCGACAGAUGGAUCGGCCAACGGCAGCGGGAGCUACAUGAAUUCCCCUCACCCCGAGACACCUCUUACACUCAUUGUGCGAAAGGACCUGCUUGACGAUUCCAAUGCCGCCAAAGAUUUGAUGGAUGAUGUCAAAAAACGUCUCAAGAUCUUGUUACGACCUGGUGAGCCAGAGAAAAGGCCGGAGCUUACUUGGCCCAAGAGCAUGAAGAAAGAACCCGUUGAGGUAGUCAAGGAAGUAAUAGAAUUGCUAGGAUCCUUCAGGGACAUCAUGCGCCGGAAUUUCGAGACUAUGGAUGUUGACAAGAUUCAAGAAAGAUGGUGCUGUGAUGACGAACCGUGGCUAUUCAGAGAAAGAUGGGAAAAGCUGUUUGAAGAUUUUUGUGAUGUUGAACAGAAGAAGUUCGACCCCUCACGGGUCUCAGAGCUUUACGAUACCAUUAAAUAUUGUGCCUUGCACCACAGAACCUUCCUGUUCGCUAUAUUCGACGAGAACGGCCGCCGGGACCCUCUUCAGCCUCACGAUCGUAAAUUACAUGAGCUGUACGGUAGAGCGAAGGCCCUCUUUGAUCUAGUUGCUCCUCAGGAAUACGGCAUAGAUCCAGAUGAGAAAGAAGAAAUCGGCGUUCUGACGUCCUUACCUCUACUUCACAAUGUCGUUCAAGAUUUGGAAGCAGCUCGAAACAAUGGUGGCAGUUCAUUGACACUCUACUUCACUAAAGAAAGCCAUAUUCAUACCUUGGUUAACCUUGUACUGCUCUCCGGUCUCCCCAUUGCCAAUCGCCGUAUCCCAGAGCUAGAUUAUGCUUCUCAUAUUACAUUUGAGUUGUAUGAGCGUAAUCACGGGCGAGGAAAGUCAGACAAAGAGUAUUCUAUCAAGAUCUCUCUAAGCGAAGGUGCACACUCGUCGAAUGUACUAGAUUCGACAUUAGACGCACGGCAUUCCCUGAAUGUCCAAUCACGAAAGAAAUUGACACAACAUCUACCUUAUAGUCUCGUUAUAGAAAAACUGUCUAAACAUUUCCAUAGAUUAAGUGAACUCCAAGAUGAGGACACCGGUCCAGACACGCCCUUUGAAACGGUGGAAGCCCCACCCGCCCUAGACAGCGGGAGUGACGAUGUAUAG